Messenger RNA from Sabethes cyaneus, 5595 nucleotides. RefSeq lists its product as uncharacterized. The coding region runs from base 598 to 4302 and encodes 1234 amino acids. The record is from RefSeq and is a predicted model, not a curated record. Lineage: Eukaryota; Metazoa; Arthropoda; Insecta; Diptera; Culicidae. The transcript has 13 exons.
AAGAUCUUGUUGUGGUCGAACCUCUUUUUGCUCGUGUUCUUCCGUGUCCGUGUCGCCCGCCUGCUGUGCUGUGGUUUGUGAAUAAUUCGUUUUUGUUGCUGGUGUUGUUGGGCCUCGAUUGGCUCGCUGACCCCUCGCGCGAGAGGUGGGUGCGGGUGAGACAGUGUGGAAAAAGCCGCAGCUUGUUGUUCGAAAGGGGCGUUCCGAAAGCAUCGGAAUUACAACCGGAAGCCAUCGGUUUGUAAUCCCCGUUGACCUGAUACUUCGACCGACCGACAGUUGGACGUGGUGAAAGAGUGUUAAUCUGUGAUCUGUGGUGCAAAUUUCUCCAGUAGGUACGUGCGAGUACUGAGAUUCAAACAAAGUCGGCGUUGAUUGAAGCAUAAUCGUACGAGUGUCGCAAGCGUGGAAAAAAGUGGUUUUGACAAGUGUGAAAAUUAGUAAAAUUUCGAUAGAAAAAUAGCAUUAAAAGUCUCGUGUGUGUGGUGUGUGAAGUAACUGGUUUAUUAGUUAGGCAAUCGCGUUGUCGAAGUUCGAAGAAAAUCGUAGCGAAGUCAAAUGUGCCAAUCCUUUUAGCUCUUCUGAAGUAGUGGCUCUAUGAUAAUGAAGGCGAUUACGAUACAGCAGAUGACAAGAGCAAAACUGUCGUUUUGUGCCGUGGCACUGACGCUGCUGCUGACGGUGGCCAAUCUUGGCUGGCCGGUCCAGGCCCAUGUCGCGCUGACGUUUCCACCGGCGCGAAAGUAUGACCUGGAUUUUCUGGACAACACACGCACCAAAGCACCGUGCGGGAUGCCGAAAGGUUCAUUGAAAACGUCAUUCCUGGCCGGAAGCACUUUCAACAUUUCGUGGCAUCUCGCUUAUCCACACCGGGGUGGAUUCUUUCUCGAAGUAUUGGACCAGAAGGAAAAACCCGUUCUGAAUCUGACGAGCAGUGUGAAAAGGGACGAUGUGACGGCGCAACAAUACCAGGUGACGCUGCCCAGAGAUUUCACCUGUCCGGACUGUUCGAUCCGGUUGACUCGUCAGGCGGACGAGUGGGGCGGCAAUUACCGGUUUUGGUCAUGCGCCGAUGUGGAUAUCGUUCAACGGAAGGAAUACCGGGAGACCUGUUCCGGUCAUGGAAAGUUCUUCACUCGGUGCAAGUGCGAGAAAAAGUACUACGGCAACCGGUGUGAGUACUGGGACGAAUGCACUACGAACCAGGACUGUGGCCUGCAGGGAACGUGCGUCGAUUUGGGUGGAACAUCCUUACCCCGGAAGCAGUGCUACUGUCGGUUGGGUUGGUACGGACCGGGCUGCAGCAAAAAAUCGGAAAUCAAGACCACUGAUAUCGAUUACUCGCUGUACAAGCUGAAAACUUUAUCACCGGAUCUGAACCUGUACUGGCGUGUGCUGAAGGAGCGCAGCGAAAUUGAAGUGGUUUUGAAAGUGAAUGGCACCUCUUGGGUCGGGUUAGGAUGGCGCCCAAGGCAGUUGAAAGCUGAGUGUAAAAACUUUCCGCUAAUCGGAUCGGCGGCAGCUGCUGGACCAGCAGCGGUUCCCGAGCCUGGUGCGGAACCAGAACCGGGUGCAGAGCCGGGCGCUGAGCCCGAGCCGGGUGCAGAACUAGAACCAGGAAGUGAACCGGAACCGGAAGCAACGGCAGAACCCACCUCCGAACCGGCUGCUCACCCGGAGCCGGAACCGGAGGGCUCAGCCGAGCCAGAACCAAAAUCGGAACCGGAACCUGAGCCGAAGUCGGAACCGGAACCGGAGCCCGCCUCAGAACCGGAGCCGGAAAGUACCGCCGAACCUGAACCGUCCGCUGAGGGCAGUGCCGAACCGAAGGCGGAACCCAAAUCGAGGAAGAGCAAACGUGCCACCGGUGAUUCUCGCUCACCAGCCAGCGAACCGGAGCCUGAAUCAUCCCCAAAGGCCGAACCAGAACCAAAAUCCGAACCGGCAUCGGAACCCGAGCCUAAAGCUGAAACCACGGCCAAGCCAAAGCCCGCAGCGCCUCGGAAAUCGAACCCGUGGACUCCUCGGCACGAUUUCAAUCCAAUGGACUGCACGGACAUCGUUAUUGGAACAGCCCGUGGCGAAAACCAUCGGGUGUGGGACUAUUACACCCGCGAUAGGUCAACGCCACGGUUGGACACGUUCUGGGGUGGCAAGUCGGACCUGACGGCUGCCGGUGGUUUUGAGGCGGAUGGCGUCACGACGAUUGUGUUCCGCCGGAAGUUACAGGCGGACGAACCAACCGAUCAUGCCAUUGUCGAUGAUUUGAUGCACGUCAUCUGGGCUAAAGGACAGGAACCCGGAGCGUACGUGCAUUCGCCACCAUCCGGCUUGGAGAAGGACAUGGCCAGUGUGCAAGAUUUCUAUAUGCGCGACGAGCUCAAGUACCACGGCCACCGGAUGCAGCGAGGUGUAACGCAAGUCAAUUUCUUAGAGGAAAAGAUGCUCGAACCGUUGCAGGCCGCCAAUGGAACGGAAGGCGAAAGAAUAGCAGAUGGUGUGAUUGUACCGGCUGGACCGAAGAGUCACGAGUUGGACAACGAAUGUCAUGGUUUCUGGAAGUUCCCUCGUAAUUGCGAGCCAGAAAAGUUCAAUUGUGAAUAUUUCGCUAGCUGGCAUGUGGUCGGUAAGGGUGAUGCCGUCACGUUCCACAUUGAGACCAAUAACACCGGAACGUGGACGGGAAUCGGCUUCAGCAAUGAUCAGAAGAUGUCCCAAACGGAUGCUGUUAUCGGUUGGGUCGAUAAGACGGGUAGACCGUUCCUGAUGGACACUUGGAUCAAUGGAUACUCCGCACCGAAGCUGGACGAUCGACAGGAUCUGUACAAUGCAUCCGGUAGGAUUAGCAACGGGUUAACCAUUCUUGACUUUAGCCGAAAGCGAGACACUAGUGAUGAAAGUGAUUUAGCCUUCACGGAGGAACAGUGUCUGUAUUUAAUGUUCCCGCUGAACGGAGGAAUCUUCAAUUCGGUGAACAAAAAGAUCCGCAAGCACGAUUCAACACCGGUCGUAACGGAUACCCGUGUUUGCGUCAAAUCGUGUCCGCAACUGUUUGAGAAUUUGUUCAACACCAUUACUACCCCUGCUCCGGAACGUGUCGCUUAUGGGGCAGCGUUUAAGCUGACCAAUCUGGCUGCGGCAUUCAAAAUUCCGGAAAUGGGUACACCGGAGUACAGUGACCUUACGAAAUCGAUCACCGACAACUUCAACGGAAUGCUGAAGGGUGUGGGCGGUUUCUACAAAACCGAUGUGGUGAACUUUGAAACGGAUCCAAGUGGAGUCGUGGUUAAUAUGAACAUUUUGCUGAACAAGGACGGUAUAGAAAGCAACCUAGUCGAUGAUCCAGCUAAGCUGGAGCAGACAAUUCAGCAUUUGAUUCAAAACAAUUUAUCAUCGGGAAAGAUUGGUGCACUAUCAGUCGAUCCCGAGUUCUUGGAAUUUACCGCAUUGGAGUAUAAACAACCGAUCAAUAAUGAGCCUUCAUUCUUUGAAAAGGCCGGUACAAGGUUGUACACCAUUUUGGGAUGCAUAGCCGCGUUGGUGUUCAUCGCCAUUGUACAGGCCAGCUGUACCAUCUACAAAACGCGAAAGACGAAACAAAUGAGGGAUCAGUUAAUUCCGAAUUCGGCCUGGAAGGACUACUCCUCGAAUACGAACUACGCGUUUGACAAUUUCGAAAGUGACAUGAAGGUACACCACGGCAAGCAUCGUUCGGAUCGCGGUUACAGCAACGGAAACAGCCAACAGACGACACUGCAGAUGUCGCAUUCGCCGAACAAAUCGCAGUACUACGAAAUCGAUCGAACCGACGGCAUGCACCGGAACGGAGAUCACAGAAAUGGUUCCAUGCAGCCCCGUACCAGACACGACUCCCGUGGCGGACAGGACCGAUCGUCCUCUUCGUACGCCGACCGCGCCUAUUCGCUGCCCCGCCCGAUGCACCAGGAUCAGCAGCAGCAGCAGCAUCAGCAUCAGCAUCAGCAACAGCACCAGUCGAUGCAGCGACCCGGUUCCGAGUACUACACGCACGAUCGGCGCGGCCAGAAGCGCACGCCCAGCCACAACCCGGCCGGCAACAAUGGUGCCCACUACGCGACCAGCUCGAUAACCGGCAAUGGCAACGGAAUGCAUUACCAGCAAGCUAGUCAACCACCGCAGCAGCACCAGCAGCAGCAGCAGCACGGUUCUUCCGGUGGUCACAUGCCCGCCGAAUCGUCCGAUCUGUACUUCACGCCGACCCAGCGGAAGUACUCCGGCGAGGUGGUGCGAGUUUUCGUCGACUACAAUAAGGAUAAGAAAUAGUUUGACGGUUAGGUGGUGGGUGCAAGCGAUGGAUGAAUGGUUCGCUGAACGGUUGAGAGGUUUAUGUUCGAUGGUAGCAUGCCGUGAGUUUAUGAGGUGCGUGUCAAAAGUGAGUGAGUUUUGUUGUUUGUGGUGUGCUCGAACGAUAUUCGAUUGAAAUUUGUACGAAAAAGUAAAGUGAAACUGUUUUAACAACCAUUUUAAUUAGUGCUAUUUUAAAAAUCUUUUAUGCGUGUUCUAAUCAAUCUGCCACUUCUGUAAUCUGUACUACGUAAGUACUCUUAAUAAGUGAACAUAAAUGGAAGCAAACCCAACUUCGGCUGACUUUUUGGGUAAGUUUCACUUCAUUUUUCUGUGUCCAAAAACGUGCGGAAAAUUGUAGCAAAAAUCCUGGGCUCCAUUUAUGUUUACGUUAUACAAUCGUUAACGAAUUACAAUUACUCUAUCCACAUCGUCAGGGAGCUAAAAGUCAUACCACAUACCACACAAACGAUUAGGGAUGUAAUUGUUCCACUUACUGUUGAUGUAAAUAUAUUGAUAAACCGUAAUAAGGUAAUGGUAUCAAACGUGACCUUGCUGCUGGAGGUUUCCAAGCACGAUGUUUGGGACCAAUCCGUCGGGGUGCCGCAAAUUUCAUCUAAAGAAAGCCACACACCGACCGCGAACCGACUCCGAGGUUCACGGUUUGGCGGUUUUUGUUUUACUGUAUUGUUUUGUUAUUUUCUAAGUUUUAGCUAAGCCAUUCUAAUCUGGUACAGUAUAUAAUUUCAUGUUAACGUAAAGGAAUGUUAUUGAUAAAUCUACAAUAGAAUUAACACAAAACCCAAGACCAGUAAUCCGAAUGAACGCGCAAUAGUGUUUUCAGCUGAUAUUUCAAUGAAUUUAGUCAACCGUUUCAAUCUCUGAAAAUAUUUGCCGCUUAGUUUAUACUCGUGUAAAGCAAUGAAUCUGGCAAUAAUACUCCUCAUCUAUGUUAGGAUCAAGUUAUACCAAGUUAUCUCCCUAAUAAGGUAGCGUAACACAAAAACAUGCGACGACAAUCUUAUUGUAAAUAGAGCCUACCCAAGAACUGUACAAUAGUAUUUUCCAAAACUUUGCACAUAAUUUCUAACCUUUGAAAUAUGCAUCCGAAGGAACAAAGCCACCUUCUGUGUACAGCUAAUGCUAAAGGUUGUUUUUAUAUGAUAGCGUCUGAAUUGUAAAAAAAAAUAUGUUCGUAACCCUUACCAUUUAAUUUCGGUGAAAUAAACACCCAAUAGAAGUACAUAUAUAUGAAUAAAAGUUAGCCAUUAA